Messenger RNA from Quercus lobata, 5055 nucleotides. RefSeq lists its product as uncharacterized. The record is from RefSeq and is a predicted model, not a curated record. The transcript has 4 exons. Bases 3360 to 4883 code for a protein of 507 amino acids. NCBI's taxonomy places the organism in Eukaryota, Viridiplantae, Streptophyta, Magnoliopsida, Fagales, Fagaceae.
UCCCUUUUUUUUUUUUUUCAUCCUCCCCAAAAUCAUCUCAAUCAAACAUACCCCAGGCAAGAAAAAUAUGGCCAUGGUAUAUUAUAGUCUUUGAGUGAUGUUAAGGUUACUACAAAAUUUUUUACAUAACCUUUACUGCUUGAGGGUCACUGAUUCAAAAAAAAAGGGCCACCAAUUAUAAAAUUGUAAUUCAAACAUUUAUUUGUUAUGUUGUUGAAAUCUAUCAAUGAUAUUCAUUUUCACAUCCAUUUGUAAUAUCUCUUAACAUUUUCGUAUUGUCUUUUGUGAAAUAGAUUUACUCAAGCCAAAAAUAUUUGUUCCAAGGGCGAAUGAAUACUUUUAUACCCCUUUUUGCUUUGUUUUGUGUGAAAGAAACACCAACCAUAAGAAAAAGCUCAGCCUAUUCUUAGAUUUUAUUGGGUUCUCUUGGCUUCUUUGGUUGUGUAAUUUGUUGUAAUUUACGCUUUAUUUUGUUAUUUUCACUUUGUUUUUCGAGUAAAAUUAUAAUGGGUUCUGUUGUGUUGCUUUGUUAAUUAAACUGUUCUAAAGUACAAGUUAAUUUUCUAUGUUCAUGUAGUUUUUCAAGUAUCCUUUUUGAAAAUUAUAAUGGUUUUCUCUUUAUUUGUUCUGUUGAGUGAUUUUCUGGUAAUGUAUGUGCUUAAUUUGUUAUGGUCAUGUAGUUUUCUUAGUAUACUUUUCAAAAUUAUAAUGGGUUCUCUUGUGUUGAUUUGUUAAGUAAAUUGUUGUAAAGUACAAGUUAAUUUAUUAUGUUCAUGUAGUUUUUCAAGUACUCUUUUUGAAAAUUAUAAUGGGUUUCUCUUGAUUUAUUUUGUUGAGUGAUUUUAUGUAAUGUAUGCGCUUAAUUUGUUAUGGUCAUGUAGUUUUCUUAGUAUACAUUUUGAAAUUACAAUGGGUUCUCUUGGUCUACUUUUAAAAGUGAUUUGUUGUAAAGUACAAGUUAAUUUGUUAUGUUCAUGUAGUUUUUUGAGUAGACUUUUAGAAAAUUAUAUUGGGUAGUCUUGGUUUGUUUUGCUAAGUAAUUUUUAGUAGAGUACGUGCAUAUUUUUUAUAUUCAUGUAGUUUUUCUAGUAUCCUUUUUGAAAUUAUAAUGGGUUCUCUUGGUUUGUCGUGUGAAGUAGUUUGUUGUAAGACGCAUGUUAAUUUGUCAUAUAAUGUAGUUGUUGGAGUAUCCUUUAUGAAAACUAAAAUGAGUUGUCAUGGUUUGUUGUUAAUUUUUUAUGUAAAUGUUAUAAUCUUAUCUUUUUUGUGAAAAUUUUAAUUAAUUCUUUUGGUUUUCUUUGUAAUUUAUUAUUGCCGUUCGUACAUGUUAAUUUCUUACAUUAAUGAAGUUCUUUAAGUAAUCUUUACUUAAAUUAUGAUGCAGUCUCCUGGUUUCUUGUCUGUUUGUUAUGUACAUAUGAGCAUGUUAGGUUAUUACUUCUGUGGGAUGAUUGAAGUAAAGAAUUACUGUUAGUUGCUAUAAUGAACAUUUAGAUUUUUUUUCUGAAAGAAAACAGAAAGGUUGCUGUUUAGCUCUUUCCAGGAAUAUGUUAAGAAAUUAUAUAUUCGUUGAGCUCUGAUUGGUUUUUGUCACAUUAUCAUUCUUCUCCAUGAAGAGUUCUUUGAAAUAUCCUUACAUGUAUUGAAUAUCCUUCACUUGGUUGAUAGCUGUGUUUACACCAUAUGUUCUCAGAAACAACCUUAUAGUAUUCAAGGCAGCUUUAUGAAAGAUACAAAACGGCUUUGGAAUAGAGCAUUGCUUCAGUGGUUGUGUGGUUAUUGAUUCAAGAGAAAGAAGGUGCUUUUCAGUACUUACAGCAGGCCUCUAGAUAAUUUACCUGAGGUAUUUCUAGACCAAUGCAUGGUCGUUGAUCAUUGGGCUUCCUGAUAGUGCCUUAAAUUGAUCUUACAUGAAGUUGAAGAACUCUGCAAAGUAAAUAAGUUGAAGCAACACUAUGUCUGAUGAUUUAUUUGCUAUGGAAGCUGGUCCUUUUUCAAACAUGUAAGGUGAAAGGUAUUCUAACCGGGUUGAGUUUUCCAUGCUUUCUCAAUUGGUCUUUGCAGUUAUAAGUUGAAUUAGCCAUUGCAUUCCUAGAAAAAGAUAACAAAAGCUAGCACAUUGUAAGAAUUAUUUCCUCCUAGAAGCACUUUUUGGUUUUAUAGUUUUGGAAUUAUUUUUUUCUCAAAAGAAGUUCACAUUUAUAUCCGCUCUUCCUUGCCAAAUUCUAUACAAUGGGUAUGCACUGCUUCUUUGUUUUGAGCUUUUCAGCAUUGUGCGUAGCUAACUAGAAAGGAUAAAUCUGUUCAAACUAAUACUAGGAUCUGAAAUCUGGUGCUUAUCACAUAGAGAAUGGUCUUUCUUCUGAACAAACUAGUCCAUUGGUGUUCUGCUCUAUCUGGUAUCUCUUGCAGAUUGUAAAAUGGAAGUUGACGAGUGAAACUGCACAAGUAUUGAUUGAAAAACAAAAGACUGAACCCUGACACAGCAACUUAUCAGGAUUUUCUAUCAAAAUAUGCUGACAUGAGACUUGAAGAGGGAAGUUGUGUCACUGUCAAAAUAAUGGUCCAUGCAAUAGUGAAAGCUCAUCUUUUAGUAAUUGGGAGGUGUAAGUGGAACAAGAAACACAAAUACACUGAUUUUUGUAAGCAAAUUAAUGAUGCGUAAUCUAUGCUGGAAGUGAUAGGAUUAACAAUAUGCCAUUUCGAAAUAAAAAGUCCAUGUGGACGUGUAUGUAUGUGCCUUUGAAAUAAAAAGUCCAUAUGUAUGUGUAUGUAUGUGCCUUUCUUCUACGAUUAAGCAGUUUUGGUUGUAUUUUUGUGUGUUGAUUCAUUAAAUUACUAGUAAACCACCUACAAUUUUGACAUUUUUUCCACUUGCAAAUAGUUUUUCUCUUUUGGUGGAAGAUCAAGUUAAAUUUAGCUAUAGUGGUGGUGACUGAAUAGCUCUUAGUGGCUGCAAUAAAGUAAUAGUGGCCACUUGGUGAAAAGUGUUAGUAUAGACAAGCAAGCAAAAAGAAAGAAAACGUAAAUGUCAGUAUGAAUUUUGGACUUGGAACAAAAAAAAUUAAAUUAAAGAGAAUAGAUAAGUCUAAGUUGGCAAGCAAGCAUAAAUACCUUGUCUAUUUUUUUCUCUUGUUCCACAUGAAUUAUACAAGUCUAAGUUGGCAAGUAAGCAUAAAUGCCUUGCUUUGCCUACUUCUCUUUUUUGACACAAUGGCAUAAUAAUUUUCUAUAUAUAGUAGAAGUUAUAGAUGAUUUCUACAUGAACUUGGCUUUCACAAAACUAAAAUUGAGGCUAACUUGGAGGCUUUCUUAGGGUGUCUUGAAGCCAAAAUAUUAUUCUUAUCUUUAACAAGAAGAUGGAGCAGCCGCAGCAGCACCGGCUUCUACAUUUUUGCGAUUCAAAGCAUCCCUUGGUCUUCGAACAAGACUACCGAAAUGGAGCUACUUGUUGGGGGUGCCAAGAAUCAGUUUAUGGUCCUAGCUACUAUUGUGUAGAAUGCGCAUCUGUAGAGGGAAUGUGGUUGCGAUACAGACAUCAUAAAUCAUGUGCGGAAUUGCCGCUUGGGUUGCACCAUCCCUUGCACCCAAUCCAUCCUCUCAUUCUCUUUGAUGAAAAGACACAUUAUCCUGAAGAAGAAGAAGAAGAACACAAACAAAAGACCAAAUGCCAGCUCUGCAAUGAAUCUCGCCGACAAUACACUUAUCGCUGUUACCGCUGCGACUUCAACGUUCACGCCACAUGUACUCCCUUAUCGCCCACCAUCGAAUCUGAAGUCCACCACCACCCAUUAACCCCCUUUUGGAAGUGGAUUACGUUCACUUGUAACCUUUGUGCCAAAGAAGUCAAGGGUAUACCUAAUAAUUGUGACCUAUGUGGUUUCUGGGUUCAUAAUACUUGUGCUUCUUUGCCGCGCACACUCAAGGUUAAACGUCACGAGCACCUCCUCCACCUCACCCAUUCUUAUCUUGAAGUUGGACUCCACCAAUCCGACUCUCGAUUUUGUCUGAUCUGUGCUCAAAAAGUGAAUACAAACUAUGGGUUUUACUUUUGCUCCAGAUGCGAUUUCGUUGCUCACAUCAAUUGUGCUGCGGACUACAGAUAUAGGGAGUACAUGAAUUUGCAGGAACUUAAAGAGUUGGAGAAUGAUGAUAAAGAGCUCAAUCAAUCUGUUGACUCAGCAGCUUACGAAGUCAAAAAUAUCAAAGUGAGGGAGGACGGAACUGAAAUAGCCAUAGAAAUCAAACAUUUUAGUCAUGAGCAUGACUUAAAGCUUUCGGAUGAUGAGGUUCUGAUUAAUGAAAAAUACAACGGGUGCGUGCAAGCUAUUUUCCCUCCUUUUUAUAGUUGUGUAAAUUGUAGUUUCUUUUUACAUGAAUCUUGUGCUAAAUUACCUAGAAAAAAACGACACCUGCUUCAUCAACACCCACUCACCCUCUUCCCAGAUCUACCUUAUAGGAGGUGUUAUGCCUGUAAAUGUCAUUUCAAUGGCUUCAUCUAUUCAUGUUUAAGAUGCGAGUUUAGUCUUGAUAUUUCAUGUAGUUUAAUCUCAGACAUCCUUACCCACCCUGGUCAUGAGCAUCGACUUCUUCUUUCAAGCAUAGAAUCUGAACAUAAUUGCAGUUGUUGUGAUUCUAAAACGUACCCAAUAUUCCUUUGUACCACUUGUGAAUUUGCUUUGGACAUAAAAUGCGCUACACUACCACAAGUCACAAGGUACAAACAACAUGAGCACCCCUUUACUCUCUAUUAUAUUGUUGAAGAUGACUCCGGUGAAUAUUAUUGUGAUAUUUGUGAAGAAGAAAGAGACCCAAAGCAUUGGUUUUACUUUUGUGUGAAUUGUAGUUAUCCUGCCCAUCCCAAAUGUAUACUUGGGAGAUAACCAAAGUACAAAUUUGGAGUUUCUCACACAUUUGAUUUUCAUCCACACCCCCUUACUUUCAUUGAAGAAACUAAAGACCACCCUCAAUGUAACAAAUGUAAUGGUUCUUGUGUAGAGUUGAUAUAUCAAUGUGUUUCAUGUAAUUUCAACAUGCACUAUUAUUGUGUAUGAA